CUCAGCCGCCCGGUGAUAUUGACAAUAGGAGAGAGAAAGGGGCAUUGACGGGAACCCACCGCGCGUACCGAACGGCGACUCUGGCAUCGGCAGCUCCAGCCCCAGCGGCUCCUCCUCCUUCUUCCUGCUCCUGCUGCCGUUGCGGAUCCAAUCUUCCUCCUUCCCUUCCCCCCCUCCCCACGUCGUCGCCGCCGCUGGGUCCGGGGCAACGAUCAGAGGCGCCGCCCGCCGGGAAUGUGAGCAAGGAGCCUCCGGCGGAGCCGCAACGGGGUCGGUGCCGAUUUGAUGGGACGGGUCCACGGGGGAGGAUCGUGAGGCUGCCGCCGCUGCUGCUGCCGGAGAGCUGAGGUUCAGGUCCAGUCGUGAGGCCUAGAGGCGCCGCCGCCUCGGAACCGGAGGAACGCCGCGCCGGACAGCCGUCGCCCCGGGCUCCCCGCCGCUGCCCCGACCUCCCCCUGCACGCCCCGGUCCCGCCGCCCGCCCCCGCUGCGGUCCCUUUGCCCGGCUCCCGCCCCUUGAAAGCACAGAUCAUCUUCAGAUUCUUCCCCAGAAGCUUCAAGUAGGGAUAUGUCCUCAGCACCUACUACUCCUCCAUCAGUGGAUAAAGUAGACGGAUUUUCUCGGAAGUCCGUCAGAAAAGCCAGACAGAAGAGGUCGCAAAGUUCCUCACAGUUUAGGUCCCAAGGCAAACCUAUUGAGUUAACACCUCUGCCGCUGCUAAAAGACGUUCCAUCCUCAGAGCAGCCUGAACUGUUCCUAAAGAAACUUCAGCAGUGCUGUGUCAUUUUUGACUUCAUGGACACGCUAUCUGAUCUUAAAAUGAAAGAAUACAAGCGCUCCACUCUUAAUGAACUGGUGGACUACAUUACAAUAAGCAGAGGCUGUUUGACAGAGCAGACUUACCCUGAAGUAGUUAGAAUGGUAUCUUGCAAUAUAUUCAGAACUCUCCCUCCUAGUGACAGCAAUGAAUUUGAUCCAGAAGAAGAUGAACCUACCCUUGAGGCAUCGUGGCCACACUUACAGCUUGUAUAUGAAUUUUUCAUACGAUUUUUGGAAAGUCAAGAAUUCCAGCCCAGCAUUGCCAAAAAAUACAUAGAUCAGAAAUUUGUAUUACAGCUUUUGGAACUAUUUGACAGUGAAGACCCUCGGGAACGAGACUAUUUAAAAACAGUCUUACACAGAAUUUACGGCAAGUUUCUUGGUCUUAGAGCAUUUAUCCGAAAACAGAUUAACAAUAUUUUUCUAAGGUUUGUUUAUGAAACAGAACACUUCAAUGGUGUAGCUGAACUGUUGGAAAUAUUAGGAAGUAUUAUCAAUGGCUUUGCUUUACCUCUUAAGGCAGAACACAAACAGUUUCUGGUGAAAGUGUUGAUCCCUUUACACACUGUCAGGAGUUUAUCACUCUUCCAUGCUCAGCUGGCAUAUUGCAUAGUACAGUUUCUGGAGAAAGAUCCUUCACUCACAGAACCAGUUAUUAGGGGAUUAAUGAAAUUUUGGCCCAAAACAUGUAGUCAAAAAGAGGUUAUGUUUCUUGGGGAGCUGGAAGAAAUAUUGGAUGUUAUUGAACCUUCACAGUUUGUUAAAAUUCAAGAACCUUUGUUUAAACAAAUUGCCAAGUGUGUAUCUAGCCCCCAUUUUCAGGUGGCAGAAAGAGCACUCUAUUAUUGGAAUAAUGAAUAUAUCAUGAGUUUGAUAGAAGAAAACUCGAAUGUCAUCCUUCCCAUCAUGUUCUCCAGUCUUUAUAGGAUUUCGAAAGAACACUGGAAUCCGGCUAUCGUGGCGUUAGUGUACAACGUGUUGAAGGCGUUUAUGGAAAUGAACAGCACCAUGUUUGAUGAGCUGACGGCCACAUACAAGUCAGAUCGUCAGCGUGAGAAAAAGAAAGAAAAAGAGCGUGAAGAAUUGUGGAAAAAAUUGGAGGAUCUGGAAUUAAAGAGAGGUCUUAGACGUGAUGGGAUAAUUCCAACUUAACAGAAACAAGAACAACAUUACUAACCUGUGGAGUCACACAUUUAUGUAGUAGAAGAUGGAGCAACAGUUUUCUGUAUUGUGCAACUUUACAGUAGAUUUCACAUUUGUUUCAUUAUUACAACAGCACUGUAUAUACCUACCUGUCUCUAAGUAAAGGAAAAACAAAAUAAGGACUUCAAUCCAAAGUUUGGACAGUAGAUGGACUUCUCAGACCUUUGCAAACAUAAUCAUUGUUCUAACCCUCUUAAGAAAAACAAAAAACAAACAAAAAAAGCAGUCUUCAGAGAUCUGUUGAUGAAAUUUCUGUGUUAAAAAUUUCAUUGUCAGGAGUUCCUUAUUUAUCAUUAGCAGAGAGUAUGAUACAAUUUUCAAAUGUGAACAAUCUUCAAUUUAGCUUGUCUUUCUGCUAAGCUGUUAAAUGUAUUUAUAGUAAAUGGAG
Molecule: messenger RNA, 2410 nt
Organism: Elephantulus edwardii (Cape elephant shrew)
Lineage: Eukaryota; Metazoa; Chordata; Mammalia; Macroscelidea; Macroscelididae
Gene: PPP2R5E
Product: protein phosphatase 2, regulatory subunit B', epsilon isoform
Exons: 14
Coding region: 568-1971 (467 amino acids)
Biological process (GO): protein dephosphorylation; signal transduction
Cellular component (GO): protein phosphatase type 2A complex; cytosol; nucleus
Molecular function (GO): protein phosphatase activator activity
Source: RefSeq, a predicted model, not a curated record